Rubroshorea leprosula is the source of this 2482-nucleotide messenger RNA. NCBI's taxonomy places the organism in Eukaryota, Viridiplantae, Streptophyta, Magnoliopsida, Malvales, Dipterocarpaceae. The record is from the annotation of a GenBank genome assembly.
AAACAUGAAAAGUGUGAAGGAAUUUAUUUCCCCAUUCAAAUGCUCCAAGUCCGGGUAUGGCCUUUAGCUCUGAAAAAGAGGUUUAUAAUUUUUUCAUUUCUUAUGCUAAGAAAAAAGGAUUUGGUGUAACUAAGAAAAGCGUGAAGAAGGUAGAUGAUGGCCAACUAAAGUAUUAUUCACUCACCUGCUCCAAAUUUGGUAAGAGUAGAAGUAAUGCGAAAAGAAGUUUCAAUCCCAAGCCAUCAAGUAAGACUGGAUGCAAGGCUAAAAUUAAUGUGAUGGUCAAUGAUGAAGGGAGUUUUAUUAUCUCUAGAGCUAAUUUGGAGCAUAACCAUGGACUUAGCCCAAGUAAAUCACAAUUCUUUAGAUGCAACAAGGCGAUGGAUUCACAUGUUAAAAAAAGACUUGAAGUGAACGAUGAAGCUGGGAUUUCAUUGAGUAAAAAUUUUCAGUCACUAGUUGUUGAAGCUGGAGGGUAUGAAAACUUGCCAUUUACAGAGAGAGACUGUCGAAAUUAUAUUGCCAAAGCAAGAAAACUUAGGCUCGGGGCUGGUGAUGCAGAAGCACUUUGUGAUUAUUUUUUUCGCAUGCAACAAAGAAAUCCAAGUUUCUUUUAUAUUAUUGAUAUGGAUGAAGAAGGACGGUUAAGAAAUGUCUUCUGGGCUGAUCCAAGGUCAAUUGUAGCAUAUGAAUCAUUUGGGGAUGUUAUAUCAUUUGACACCACAUAUCUAACUAACAGAUAUAAUAUGCCAUUUGCACCAUUUGUUGGUGUGAAUCAGCAUGGACAGACCAUGCUACUUGGGUGUGGUUUGCUAUCAAAUGAAGAUAUAAAGACUUAUAUUUGGUUGUUUAGCUCGUGGUUAAAUUGUAUGUCAGGUCAUUAUCCGAAAGCAAUUAUUACAGAUCAGUGUAAAGCUAUCAAGGCUGCAGUUGCAGAAGUUUUUCCUCAUUCUCGUCAUCGAUUUUGUCUUUGGCAUAUUAUGAGAAAGAUUCCAAAAAAACUAGGAGGGUUGGCUAAAUACAAGGAAGUGAAGAAAAUUUUGAAAAGUGCUGUUUAUGAGUCUGUGAAAGUUUAUGAAUUUGAACAAACAUGGGGUAAAAUGAUUAAGGAUUUCAAUCUUGAAAGGAAUGAGUGGCUGAAUUCAUUAUAUGAUGUUCGAUCUUAUUGGGUCCCAGCAUACAUUAAAAAUACUUUUUGGGCUGGAAUGUCCACCACUCAACGAAGUGAGAGUGUGAAUGCUUUCUUUGAUGGUUAUGUUGGUGCACAAACAUCUUUAAAGCAAUUUGUAGAGCAAUAUGAUAAUGCUUUGAAAAGUAAGAUUGAAAAUGAGAAUAAGGCAGAUUUUGCUUCUUAUAAUUCUAGUAUUCCAAUGAUAACUCGUUUCUUUUUUGAGAAGCAAUUUCAGGAGGCUUAUACAAAUGAAAAUUUUAAAAUGUUUCAAGAAGAGAUACAAGACAUGAUGUACUGUAAUUUAGAUUUUGAUUCAGUUGAUGGGUCAAUAUCAAAAUUCCGAGUGAAAGACUAUUUUAGAGGAAAAGAUGGCAGAUUUAAACAGCAGGUGGUUUACGAUGUUUGCUUCAAUGAGGUUGAAUGUGAUAUUAAGUGUUCUUGUUGCAUGUUUGAGUUCAAGGGGAUUCUCUGUAGACAUGUGGUGAAAGUGCUUAUUGAGAAAAAUGUGAAAGAGGUUCCACAUCGAUAUAUUUUAGAUCGUUGGAGGAAGGAUAUCAAGCGUAGACACACUUUCAUUAAGUCUUGUUGUGAUGAUUUUGAUUCUAGUGAGAAAAAAUUGAGAUACACCAAGUUGUGUUCUAAGUUCUACAAAGUUGCUGUUGUUGGAGUUGAAUCCAAAGAAAAUUAUGAAUUUUUACUUAAUUGUAUUGAUGAUGCAUUGGACAGAAUUAUGAAGCGUCCAAAUUCUAAAGGAAUUGAUCUUAAUCAUGUAUCCAUGGAGCCUAGGAUGGAGACUAAUGAAGGACAUCAAGAAAUUUCAACAAUCCCUGCUAGAUUGCUUUCUCCUUUGAAAGCACGAGCAAAAGGUCGCCCUCCAUCAAAAAGAAAACAAUCUACUAUAGAAAAAAUAGUAGAGAAGAAAAAAAGAAGUAAGAAAAAGGUGAAUCCAAAUUAUAACGGAGUAAUAAAUGAUUUUGAUCUCAAUUUGGAUCUUUCACAGCGAGGUGAAGUCCAACACUUCAAUUGUUAUGGUGGAUUCAAAGAGACAUUGGUUUAGAUUGUAAUGAAGAUAUAUUCAGUUUACCAUUCUUGACAUUCCUUUUAGUAUGGUGCAUAAUUCUUCACUUUUUGUUAAGAACUUGGAUCUCUUACAGUUAUGAAAAUUUGUUACUAUUAUUAUUUAAUUAGCUAUGUUUUAUAGGAAUUUGAAGUUCUACAUGAUCAAAUGAGUUGAGAUUCUAUCUCUUGUUAUUUUUUCCAAUUUGUAUGUUGUCUUUAUAGGUCUAUCUAAAAUGAAACCAAGAUGUGAUG